UAUUUAGACUUUAUGUAUUAUUAAAUUUAUAGAAUUAGAUUUUAUUAUUAUAGUUCUUAACAAAUUAUGCACCUGUAGGAUCAUCUAAUCCUAAAAAGGUAAAAAAAGUUCGAGGGAGCAACAAGUGCAAGGAAGUUGCAUUACUUGAAGUCAGUUAGAAGCUGAAAGUAACCUUUUACAAUAAUAGAACGGUUGAAAAAAAUAGCAAUCUAUUUUUGAGACACUUGAGAAAAAUAAUUCGUGAUAGUAACAUGUGUCCAUUGGCAGAGUUAUCCUGGAGUGAUCUUAAGAAACAAAAUUUGGAUCACAUAGGGCAUUUGGACCUUUUUUUGGUUCGUUCUAUCUAAUGUUGUGUAUUGAUUAUUGUAGAAAAAAUUUGAGAGUGAUGAUAUGAAUGAUCAUCGUGAUCAUAUCUUUGGAUGGAUGAAUGAGUUGUGGAACAAAUGGAGAGGACACUUGCAUAGUAAGUAUGUGAACAAUAAGUCAAUGGUACCGGCUCUUAAAUGUAAACCAGAGAGAGUAGAGAAGAAGGACUGAGAGUAGUUAGUUAAGGAACAUUUUUGUUCUGAAAUUUUUCAGUUAUUCCAUUUCGUAUCACUAUAUUACUUUCUUUAUAAUUGUGUGUGGAUUGACUUAUUUUUUCUAAAAAAAUCAAUGGUUCUUUUUAUGUUGCUCUGUAUUACCUGCUAGUUCUUCCCUAUAAACUUUAUUUGUUGAUGCAAUAUCAGAAUUUGUAUUUGAAUAGAAGCUAAGCUUAUUAUUUAAGAAUAGUACAGGCGACGAGAAGAAAGAGGAAUACAACAAACUGAGCUAAUUUGACAAUGCUUCAUCAUAUUGGUAGUAAGCCUAUUCGAGACAUAAUGUAUCAGCAGGGAGGGAAAGAAGGCAAUCCUCCAGAUUUGGGGACUAUUUUCUAUGAGACUCGUAAGAAAGGCAACAAUCUUGUUGAACCUGAAGUAAUUGAAAAAUAUGCUCAGAUCAAAAAAAUUAUGAAAGCAAAGCCAUCUCUACUUACCAUAGAGAUUGUAAAAAAAUGUUGGGGACCUCAAAAUCGUAGUCAUGUAGUUUGCUUUGGCGGUGGAGUAAAGUCGAAAGAUAUGAAAGGGGGCACUUCUUCAAAGACUGAAUUACUGUCCGCUCUACGUUCAACUCAAGAGGACAAUAAAUCCUUGAUUGAGGAAAACAAAUCAUUGAAUGAUCGUUUGUCAACCUUAGAAGAUGAGAUGGAAAAAAUAAGAAAAAUGCAAGAAUUUUUUACUGCUCAACAAUCUCAUAUCCCUCAUACAACCUCGCCCGUUUCAACUGAAUGACACUGGCUUAUUUUGCUGUCCAAAUUUUUGAAGAUUGAAACUACAAGAGAAGAUGUAAGUUUAGAUGAUGCACAAACUUAUUAUUAUUUUUCUAAGAGCGUUAUGUAAAGCUUGAUAUCAUAUUCUAGCUCGGGAUGUUAAUUUGUUAAGUUUUUUUGUUUAAAAAAUAUCGAAACUAUUGACACUAUUCUAGCUCGGGAUGUUAGUUGGUCAAGUUUUUAUUGUUUAGCAAAUAUUAAAAUUAUAUUUAUUAUA
Molecule: messenger RNA, 1565 nt
Organism: Capsicum annuum
Lineage: Eukaryota; Viridiplantae; Streptophyta; Magnoliopsida; Solanales; Solanaceae
Exons: 4
Coding region: 822-1310 (162 amino acids)
Source: RefSeq, a predicted model, not a curated record